UUUCUUCUUCUCUCUCUCCAUACUCUCCCACACCUCUCUCUUCCAUCUCUUCCCUAAGGAAUAGCCGUUAACAGCGCAUCUUCUUUGCUCUAUCUUCGAAUACUCCAGUCCCAAACAGCGAACAGCACCCCAGUCGCCAUCAUGCAGAUCUUCGUCAAGACCCUCACCGGCAAGACCAUCACCCUCGAGGUCGAGUCGUCCGACACCAUCGACAAUGUGAAGUCUAAGAUCCAGGACAAGGAGGGCAUCCCCCCUGACCAGCAGCGUCUCAUCUUCGCUGGAAAGCAGCUUGAGGAUGGCCGAACCCUCUCCGACUACAACAUCCAGAAGGAGUCUACCCUUCACCUGGUUCUCCGCCUUCGUGGUGGUAUGCAGAUUUUCGUCAAGACCCUGACCGGCAAGACGAUCACUCUCGAGGUUGAGUCCUCUGACACCAUCGACAACGUCAAGUCCAAGAUCCAGGACAAGGAGGGCAUCCCUCCGGACCAGCAGCGUCUCAUCUUUGCUGGCAAGCAGCUUGAGGACGGCCGAACCCUCUCCGACUACAACAUUCAGAAGGAGUCUACACUCCACCUUGUCCUCCGUCUUCGCGGUGGUAUGCAGAUUUUCGUCAAGACCCUCACAGGAAAGACCAUCACCCUGGAGGUCGAGUCAUCUGAUACUAUCGACAACGUCAAGUCCAAGAUUCAGGACAAGGAGGGUAUUCCUCCAGACCAGCAGCGCCUGAUUUUCGCUGGUAAGCAGCUGGAAGACGGCCGCACUCUGAGCGACUACAACAUUCAGAAGGAGAGCACCCUGCACUUGGUCCUCCGUCUCCGUGGUGGUAUGCAGAUCUUUGUCAAGACACUGACGGGUAAGACGAUUACCCUGGAAGUGGAAUCAUCUGAUACCAUCGACAACGUCAAGUCAAAGAUUCAGGACAAGGAGGGUAUCCCGCCUGACCAGCAGCGCUUGAUCUUUGCUGGUAAGCAGUUGGAAGACGGUCGUACCCUGAGCGACUACAACAUCCAGAAGGAGAGCACUCUGCACCUGGUUCUCCGUCUCCGUGGCGGCCAGUAAACGCACCUCCUCUUCACGAUGGCACUUUUAUGAUUGGUUGGACGACUCGGCGUUUUUGGGAAUUCUAGGCAAAUAUGGGAACUUGGCCAUUUGCAGUGGUCAUCAAUAUCUUAUGUUAGCACACUUUGGCGUUGCCUAGAUUGCGGCACGCCUCAAUACGACUCUUGACCGUCUUAUGAGGUCUAUUUCACGAACUGCAAAA
Trichoderma reesei QM6a is the source of this 1261-nucleotide messenger RNA. RefSeq names its product polyubiquitin (gene ubi4). Gene Ontology annotation, biological process: modification-dependent protein catabolic process; protein ubiquitination. Gene Ontology annotation, cellular component: nucleus; cytoplasm. Gene Ontology annotation, molecular function: ubiquitin protein ligase binding; protein tag activity. Bases 142 to 1059 code for a protein of 305 amino acids. The transcript has 2 exons. The record is from RefSeq and is a predicted model, not a curated record. NCBI's taxonomy places the organism in Eukaryota, Fungi, Ascomycota, Sordariomycetes, Hypocreales, Hypocreaceae.